Rhopilema esculentum is the source of this 1678-nucleotide messenger RNA. The record is from RefSeq and is a predicted model, not a curated record. NCBI's taxonomy places the organism in Eukaryota, Metazoa, Cnidaria, Scyphozoa, Rhizostomeae, Rhizostomatidae.
AUGGCUGCCCAGCAAGUCGGGAGUCAAGGUGAUCCUAGCUCAAGUAUCGAAGAAGUGGACCCGCAAGCGACAAAAGAGAGUGUAAAAUUUGCUGCUGAUAGCAUUGGAAUUGAGAAACUAAAUGACAAUGCUGCCAACUAUAUUGCAGAAGAGCUCACUUUUAGACUUAAAGAACUGGUGCAGGAAUCAUUAAAAUUCGUCCAGAAUUCAAAAAGAAAGAUGUUGCUUACACAAGAUCUUGAUCAUGCUUUGAAACGACAAAAUGUAGAACCAUUAUAUGGGUUCACAACUCGAGACUUUGUGCCAUUUCGUUUUGCAAGCGGUGGAGGCAGAGAGGUUUAUUUUCAUGAAGAGUCUGAGGUUGAUUUGGAAGAGCUGUUGAAUCAACCAUUACCAAAAAUCCCUUGUCCAGUAAACAUAAAAGCCCACUGGCUUGCUAUAGAUGGAGCCCAACCAAACAUUCCAGAGAAUCCUCCACCAAUAAACAAGGAUAAGCAAUUGAAAGAAAUUCUACAACCAUCAAGUGCAGAAAAAAGUGGAAAGCAAGAAAGCAAGAGUUCAAAUAGAGAUAACGAUGACAAGAAAAAUAGAGAUUCACCAGUCAAGCACAUUGAUACUAAGUUUAAGCCUCUUGUUACCCAUGAACUAUCAGUUGAACAACAGCUGUACUACAAAGAAAUCACUGAAGCAUGUGUUGGCUCUGUCGAGCAAAAGCGUACAGAAGCCUUGCAGAGUUUAGCUUCUGACCCUGGACUUUAUCAGCUGUUGCCAAGAUUUGCAACUUUUAUCUCUGAAGGAGUCAAAAUCAAUGUAGCACAACACAACUUAGCAUUGUUGAUAUACCUUCUGAGGAUGAUAAAAGCCCUAAUGGAAAACCCAACCCUUUAUCUUGAAAAAUACUUGCAUGAGCUAGUUCCAUCGAUAAUAACAUGCAUUGUUAGCAAGCAACUUUGUCCUAAGCCAGAAGUAGAUAAUCAUUGGGCACUGAGAGACUUUGCUGCAAGGUUAAUGGCUCAGUUAUGUAGAACUUUUAGUUGCCCAACAAACAACAUACAGUCCAGAAUCACCAAAACACUUUGUAAGGCAUUGUAUAAUGAUAAAGCUGCCUUAGCUACACACUAUGGUGCAGUGGCUGGCCUAGCAGAACUGGGAUUAGAGGUGGUGAAAGUGUUGGUGCUACCAAGGUUGAAAACAGAAAACAAGGCCAUCACAGAAGCAUUAGAGUCAAAUUCCCCAAUAGAGAAGAGCUCAGCUGAACACCUGCAAAAUCUGUUAGUGAAGCAUUGUUCACUCAUAGCUGUGCGGGCCAGGGCUCUGCCAGAUGUACUUGAUCAAUAUCAGAGUGACUUUGGUGUUCUGCUUGGUAACUCAAUCUUUAGAAGAGUUCAGCAAAUAAGACAAGGUCUCCUGGGAAAUGCAAAGACUCCUGGUACACCUACAACUCCAACUGUCUCUUCUCAGGUUACUGUGCACUAAAUUGUCACAGGGACUUACAUUUGAACACAUCUGCAAGCCAUUUGUUUAACCACAAACUCUUGUGUAUUCUAGAUGGCUAACAGUUAAUUUCUGAACAAUAGAUUGAACUAAGAAUCAAGUAAAACAAUGGUUUUAUUUUGUAAGUCUUAGUUUAACAACUGCUGAAAAUAUUUAUGGCUAUUUCAUCAUGGUGGCAAAGAUA